Messenger RNA from Pichia membranifaciens NRRL Y-2026, 2113 nucleotides. RefSeq lists its product as hypothetical. Gene Ontology annotation, molecular function: zinc ion binding; ubiquitin protein ligase activity. Gene Ontology annotation, cellular component: nucleus. The transcript has a single exon. NCBI's taxonomy places the organism in Eukaryota, Fungi, Ascomycota, Pichiomycetes, Pichiales, Pichiaceae. The record is from RefSeq and is a predicted model, not a curated record. Bases 13 to 2016 code for a protein of 667 amino acids. Gene Ontology annotation, biological process: ubiquitin-dependent protein catabolic process; protein ubiquitination.
AGACGAUACAUUAUGGGGAAGCAAUCAGAGCUUUGCACACUAGAGAACAAAACCAAGAAAAAUGGAGAUGAUGAGAUCAUUAAAGAUACAUGUUCGGAUGUGGACUCUGAUGAUUCCUUGACGGUUUCGUUGGAGCGGAUAGGGGUGACGAUACCAAAAUUCAUGAUGCCAAAAAUUGAUCUACCUUUUCCCUCAUCCAUGUCCAAGAAAAUCAACGAUUAUUGGGUCCAAUCCGUAAGCAUGGACAAUUCCUCAAGCAGUAACAUCAAGGAAUUGAUCGGAGAUCUGAUAAAUAAAAGAACGUCGGACUUGAAGAAUUUGUACUCUGAGGUUAGCGAAUCGCUAACGGGUAUAGUCAAUAUCAAUAUCGAUCAUCCGGUAGAGGAUUACAUCGAGAAAAUACGAGAUGAACAAAAUAGCUCUUAUGCCAAGGCAGUUGAUUCUCCAACGGGUAAAGGCGUAGCUGAUCGCAACGAAAAAAACAGCGGUUUGAGAGAGCUCGAAAAGUAUGAGUAUUUGACUUGUUUAAACUUUGAUCAAUUUCAGGACCAAAUGUUUUUGCGUCAUAGAAUCAGGGAAAUUUUGAGUCUUGAAAUUCAACCGAUCUUACAGAGAUUAUUAAUACAAAAGUUGAUGUCACGGUCCUAUAUAGAAAAACAGAAGCAUCUUAGAGCACAGUCGAAAAUUUCAAACAAAGAAGGUAAUAUAUGUUAUGCUGGUAACUAUCAUGAUGACGAGGAUGAGGACGAGGACGAGGACGAGGACGAUAUGGAAGAUGAUGAAGUGGUUCUGACAGCAAAAGAUAGACAGCCUACAUAUUAUAGUCUCGAGGAUGAUAUUUUGGGUUGUGAGCAUUAUCAGAGAAAUUGUAAAGCGGAAUGUUCUACGUGUCACAGGUGGUAUACGUGUAGGUUUUGCCAUGAUGCAGUGAACCCAUCCCAUCAGUUAGAGAGGAAGAAGGUGAAGCACAUUCUUUGCAUGUUUUGCUUUACCCCACAGCACCCCCAGCAGUAUUGCAUUGAGUGCAACAAAGAACUGAGCAAGUACUACUGUGAUAAAUGCAAGCUGUUUGACAAUGACCCUUUAAAAAAUAUCUAUCAUUGCGACAAAUGUGGAAUAUGUCGCCUUGGUUUGGGUUUAAACCAGGACUACUUCCAUUGCGAUUCAUGCAAUGCUUGCAUCUCAAUUGAGCUUCAGAAAAAUCAUGUGUGUAUUGAAAACUCUACAAAGUCCAACUGUCCAAUAUGUGAUGAGUUCAUGUUCAAUUCAAACGCCAAGGUUGUUUUCAUGAGCUGUGGACAUCCUAUUCAUGAAAAAUGUUACGGUCAACAUACCCUUCAUUCCUAUAAAUGUCCUACAUGUUCAAAGACCAUUGUGAAUAUGGAAUUACAAUUUCGAAUGAGAGACUUUGAGAUAAAACAGAGUCAAAUGCCUGAUGAGAUGGGGAAUUGGAUGGCAGAGGUGAAGUGUGUGGAUUGUCGAGGUAUGAGUCGGGUUCCUUUCCAUUAUUUGGGACACAAGUGUGACCAUUGUCACAGUUAUAAUACUAUGCAAGUCAAACUACUCAAGGGAGUGGAUGAGUCAAGUCCUGUUGAUGCAGGUAUGAAUACGGAUGAAAAACUAUACAUUUCAGAACAGUUCAUAACUGAUUCGUUAAAGCAGAAUUUCGAGUUUGCAGAAGCGAAAGAAAGACUUGCUUCCGAUAAGAAGAAAGACGCUAAUAAAAAUGAAAUAACGGAGGAAGAUCAUUCCAUUGACCACGACUAUGUGGAAAAUUUUAUAAGAGUUAUUAACAAUUUUGAAGCGUACUCUUCAUUAAGUGAUGCCUUUAAAGAUUGGAUCAGUGCAUCAUUGGACCGGGAUGGUGAAAGUGUUGUUGGACCUAAUGUUGCUGGGGAAAAGGCUGCCACUGACAGUAUCGGUGGUGUAAACCAAAACUUCGAUGAUUAUGGUACUGAUGGUGACAGUCAGAGUUUGAUUGAUAAUGCCAAUGCUAAUGAUAAAAAGAAUAAUUGAAGCGAUUCAAAAAAAUUAAUAGACACUGAUCAAUUCACAACUCGAGAAAACAUGGUAAAUUGCAAAGAUGAUCGUAGUAUAUAAUUGAUACCUUUAC